AUGGCCCAUUCUAUGGUCACUGCUGACGUGUCGGUCCCGGCUAGCAGCAUAACCUGCCGUAAAGCACGUCACCUCCAAAACCACAGAUCUGAGCUCCACCCUCGCAAAUCCCCCGGACGAAGACGAGGCCCAGUUGUGGAGCUUCCGCAGAAGGAGCCGGACCUCGUCGUGCCGGAUGGAGUUGAACGUGUUGAGCCGCGCGCCGGAGAAGACCUCGAUGGUGGUGAGGCGGCGGAGGUUCCGCCAGUGGUCUCCGUAGGGGGAGCCGGCGAAGGAGACGACCACGGCAAGGCGGCGGCCGAGGCGGAGGGAGAAGAUGGGGCCCGCUUUCUGGGCGAGGCGGUGGUAAGUGCGGUGGAUGGGGGUCUUCAGGAGGUGGAGGUGGCCAAGGAUUGGGAGGGCCCGGGCCGGGCUUGGCGGGAGUUUGUGGAUUUGAGGGAGAUUAAGAGGAUGAGGAGGAGAGUGAGGGAAGGGUAG
Molecule: messenger RNA, 477 nt
Organism: Striga asiatica
Lineage: Eukaryota; Viridiplantae; Streptophyta; Magnoliopsida; Lamiales; Orobanchaceae
Source: the annotation of a GenBank genome assembly